Messenger RNA from Girardinichthys multiradiatus, 2541 nucleotides. It is a transcript of the gene xk, whose product is annotated as X-linked Kx blood group (McLeod syndrome). The coding region runs from base 193 to 1626 and encodes 477 amino acids. The record is from RefSeq and is a predicted model, not a curated record. The transcript has 3 exons. NCBI's taxonomy places the organism in Eukaryota, Metazoa, Chordata, Actinopteri, Cyprinodontiformes, Goodeidae. Gene Ontology annotation, cellular component: membrane.
GUCUCUCCUCGGAACUGCCCUCGGCUGAGGAAACGUCUUCCUCAGUUCGCUGAUUAACAGCUGCUGAGGCGGCGAGCCUUUAUGGUUCCUCAACGCCGUCCGCACGGCUCGGUGGUUCCCGUUAUGGACGCGAGGACCCGGGGCGAAGCAGUGCGCCGCAUCCCCCCAGAUGGCGGAGUGGAGUGAGUGAGGAUGCGCUUCCCCAGCUCCAUCUUUGUGUCGGUGUCUCUGUUCACGGCCGAGACCACGGCAGCGCUGUACCUCAGCUCCACGUACAGCUCCGCCGGAGACCGGAUGUGGCAGGCGCUCACGCUGCUCUUCACGCUGGUUCCGUCCGUGCUCGUCCAGCUCACCCUCACCUUCAUCCACCGGGACCUGAGCAGGGACAGACCGCUCAUCCUGCUGCUGCACAUCCUGCAGCUCGGUCCCGUUGUCAGGUGUCUGGAGGCGUUCUGCAUCUACGGCAGUGUGGGCCAAGUGGAAGAGCCUUAUGUCAGCAUCACAAGGAAGAAGCAGAUGCCCCACGAGGGUCAGUCCGAGGAGGUGGAGCGGCAGGUGGGGCAGGCAGAGGGGAAACUGUUCACACACCGAGCAGCGUUCUCCCGCACUUCUGUGAUCCAGGCCUUCCUGGGAUCAGCUCCACAGCUCACCCUUCAGCUCUACAUCUGUGUGUUGCAGCGGGGGGUAUCCAUUGGGAGAGCCACACUGAUGGUGAUCUCGCUUCUGUCCAUUGUGUACGGAGCACUGCGCUGCAACAUCCUGGCCAUUAAGAUUAAAUACGAUGACUAUGAGGUGGACAUCCGACCAAUGGCUUACCUCUGCAUCUUCCUGUGGAGAAGCUUCGAGAUCGCCACACGUGUGGUGGUCCUGGUUCUUUUCAGCUCCGUGCUGCAGCUCUGGGUCCUGCCCAUGGUUUUCCUGAACUUCUUGGUUUUCUUCUUCUACCCAUGGAUCCUGUUCUGGCAGAGCCACUCGCCGUUCCCCGAGAACAUAGAGAAGACCCUCACCAGGGUGGGAACCACCAUCGUGCUCUGCAUGCUCACCUUCCUCUACGCCGGCAUCAACAUGUUCUGCUGGUCGGCCGUGCAGGUGAAGCUGAGCGACCCGGACCUCAUCAACAAGUCCCAGAACCGGUAUCGCAUGGCUGUGUACUACAUGGUCCGCUUUGUGGAGAACGCCUCGCUGCUCUUGCUGUGGUACAUCUACAAAACGGACUUCUACGAGUUCAUCUUUGCCCCGCUGCUGGUGCUGCAGCUGCUGCUUGCCUACAUCAUCGCCAUCUUCUUCAUGCUGGUCUUCUACCAGUUCUGCCAUCCAUGCCGGAGGCUCUUCUCCUCCAGCAUGACACAGGGCCUUUGGGAUUGCUCCUCCUUCCUCCAUGUCCUGUGUACCUCUGCUUCCCCCCAGAACACGCCCAUGGGAAGGGCAGCAACGGAGCAAUCUUCACGCCAAGAGCCAUCCAACAACCAAGUCCCCGACACAGCCAGCGACAGCGCAGACGACGUUCCAAAUGACACAACAUAUGAUGUGCUUAAUGACACAAUCUAUGACAUUCCUAAUGUGGAAAACAGCAGCAUAGGUGGAGUCAGCAGGGAUGUAAGACACAGUGCGUCCUGCAACGUCUAAAGCAUCACAACUGUCCCAAUGUGCCAUUCAGCAGACUUUUCAUAACCUUUAAAGUGCCACGUGUCCCUUUGUUGGUUUUACAGACCUCUGAUCUCGUAUAUCAGUCUCUGCUUUUAAAUGGAUUCAUUCUGACUGCAAUGACGCAGAGGUGAUGAUCGCCCAUAUUUUCAGCCAACAGUAUCCUUCCUGCAGCCUUCAUAACGUGCUGUAUGUAUAAGGAUCACCUGGAGCCCAUACAUUUAAUCUGAUUGUAUUAGUACCCAUUUUUGGCAUGGAUGCAUGCAGAUGUCUAACCUCAGGUGAGAUAUAAAAGCUAUUAUGAAGAACCCAUCCUCGCCAGUUUUAUGGCUGCAUACAAUUAGCUUUUUUUAGUCCUCCAGUAAGAGCUUUAUGUUAUCAUGCAGUGCUUCUGUGAGGUGCUCAUGCUUGAUGAUGAGACGUUUGAUCCACGUAACAGAUAAAGAACCACUCCACAUGAUACUGUAAAGCAAAGACAUCACCAAGAAGCGUAGUAUGUAUUUUGCAUGUUUACAAAAGAAAAUAUUUGAUUGUCUUUUUUCUGUACAGUCAAGCAGCAGCCAUAGUGAUGUGAAAUGCUAUGUUUGUAUGUUUUAUCACUUAGAAUAUUUAAAACACACAAAAGGGACUAUAUUUAACUGAACGAAAUCACCAAAUAUAUGUACUUGUUUCUAAUCUUAAAUGUAACUUUACGAUUGACAGAAGGAAUGUCAGUGUGCUUGUUUUUGCACCAACUCCUUUUUGCAACGUCUUUGCAGAGGAAUCGCCAGAAUGCUUCUGUUUGUUCAUAUACACAGCAAUUAAUACCAAAAAAUAAAAAAUACAAACAUUCUGACACAUUAAAGCAUAAAAAGUAAAACGUCUAGUUAAAAAUAAAUCUAUAUUUAUAUGUGAAAA